AUGGCUUAUGUUGAUCAAUCAAUUACACAUAAUUCAUCUGCAACAAUUAUUUCCAUUAUUCUACUUAUACUUGGUGUAAUGAUACUACUUAUUUUAUGGAUUAAAUCAAAUAAUCAUAGAAUGAUAAAUAAUACAUCAAAUUAUCGUUUUGAUAGUAGACAUUUUAAAGUGAAUACAAGUAAUGCAUUAAAUCGUUUACAUAAUUGGUUUAUACCAUGGAAAAGAAAUAAUUUCACUGGAUUUAUAAACAAUAAUAAUAUCGAUGGUUGGAAUAACACUGAUAGAAUGUCUUCAACUUAUAAUGAUAGUCGAACUGUUUUAUGGCCACCUACAUCUAUCACUAAUCCGUCGAUGCAUAAACAAACUAUGAAUUCAAAUCUAUUCAAAAUCAAUUGUAUACAACCAAAAAUAUUUAAUAAACAAAUAAAAACUACUCAAAUGAGUAGUAAUAAUAGUAAUAAGGAUAUUCCUCAUUUAUUAGAUCCCAAUAAUAAUAGUAGUAGUACAAUGAUUAUACCAAAAAAGUCUAUUUCAAUUCCAACAUUCAAAAAAGGGAACAGCGGUGUUCUACAUCAAUAUUUUCAUCGUAAUGAUACAGAUAUGAGUAAUUUAUUAGAAGCAGAAGAAAUUCCAUCUACAUCUUCAUUAUUAUCAUUAUCAUCAAUGAAUAUAAUUACUAAUAAUAAUAGUAGUAAUACUUGUAAUUUGAAACCAUCAUUCGAUGAUCCAUUAACUUCAUUUGCAUAUAAAAAUUCUUUAAUAAAAUUAUCCAAUGGAUCGACAAGGGUAUACAACAAGAAUAAUGAAUGUAACACUUUGUCGGUUACUAAUACUGCUAAUAAUAAUAAUAAUAAUAAUAAUAAUAAUAAUCAUUCUGGUGAAUUACAUCAAACUAUGCUACAACAAAGUACACUAUUCACUAAUCAUCAUAAAGACAUUUUAGAUCAAUCAAUGAAGGAAUAAUCCUUUACUUCACUUUAAACUCUUCCAGUACACAUAGUUUCCAGUAUAAAGUAAAGGAAAGAGAAGAUAAUGAAAUCAAACAAUACUGACGACAACAAUAACAUUAUUAUUAAUAAUCAGAAGACAAAAUUUGAAUAUACAAAAAAAGGAAGAAAACUGAGUCUUCUUUCUUUUUCUAACACUUUAUGUUAUUGUUGUUGUUGUUGUUUGCUCUUUCCUUUUUUGUUUUCUAUUCAAUGUUCAUUUGUUCUUUUGGUUUUCAUUUGUUUUAUUUUCUCUAUUUCGAUGUUAUUACUAAUAAUGAUGAUGAUUAAUCUCAUAUUGAAUAAUUUUCUUACUAAAUGUACUCAAACACCUAUAUAUAUAUAGGUGAUCUUUUCAUCUCAUUCGAAACGAUGGCACUAUUACGAAAACUGGUGUAAUCUAGAAAAGUGGAUUUAAUAACCUUACGCUGGUCAAUAAUUCAACGGUACAUAAGAUGAAAAGUUUAUUCUUCACUAGAAAACUUUUUUGUCUUGAAAAGUAGUAAUUAUACUAAUUGAAAUUAC
Molecule: messenger RNA, 1511 nt
Organism: Schistosoma intercalatum
Lineage: Eukaryota; Metazoa; Platyhelminthes; Trematoda; Strigeidida; Schistosomatidae
Source: the annotation of a GenBank genome assembly